Molecule: messenger RNA, 705 nt
Organism: Hemisphaericaspora subhashii
Lineage: Eukaryota; Fungi; Ascomycota; Pichiomycetes; Serinales; Debaryomycetaceae
Gene: RPC31
Product: DNA-directed RNA polymerase III subunit
Exons: 1
Coding region: 1-705 (234 amino acids)
Biological process (GO): transcription by RNA polymerase III
Cellular component (GO): RNA polymerase III complex
Source: RefSeq, a predicted model, not a curated record
AUGUCUUUCAGAAAUAAAAAUUCAGGUAGAGCUUUGCUACCCUUCGGUCUAGACUACAGUGACGUCUUAACGACCACAUCAGGAACUGAUAAACCAGAACUAGUCCUUCCAGUCAAUGGAGAUUUAACUGACAAUGAAACAGCUGCGGCUAAACAAUCAAUAAUGUUUGCCAAAUUAAUGUCAGAUGGCCCGUUUUAUACCGGAAACCUCGAUUUUAAGGAACUUACCGAUAGCGAACAACAAAGGGCGGUUGUUAAAGCAGGGAAUACUGCACCGGAUGGAAUUGAAAGAUAUUCGGAUAGAUAUAAGAAAGUUCAAAAAAUUGGAAGAACAAUAGAAGAACAUCCAUAUCAAUUAGAAUUCUUUCCGGAAGAAUUAUAUUCAGUUAUGGGAAUAACAAAUAAACAAAAGAAGAAAUUAUUGUCGAUAUCUACAUUUAAAUCAAACGGUGGAUUGCGAGAAUUUAAGACCGGUGAGAAUAAAGAAGGAGCAGAAGCAAAUUCAUUAUUGGAGAAGUUGAAGAAUAUGGCAGAGGAAUUAGAUCAUGGCGACGAGAAUAAAGAAGAAGGAGAAGAUGAGUUGGAAGAAGAUAUAGAUGACGAGUUUGAUGAAGAUGAAGACGAUGAUUAUAAUGCUGAGAAAUAUUUCGAUGAUGGGGAUGAUGAUGGAAUGGACGCUGGUGGAGAUGAUGAAGCUGCUUUCUAA